AUGUCAUCCACCAGCUCCACCAACCGCGGAGCACCGGUGAUCUUCCAAUUCACCCCAACGCAUCUCGUGGUCGGAGCAAUUGGACAAGUUGGGGGACCCAAUGUCAUUCCAUACGACGGCUACACGUUACAAUGGCCCACUCAGGUUGAAGGAGACACAGAAGAGCCUGGCGCCAACCUUGGCUCGUUACUCAGCUUCUUACACAAAACCAUCCGACAUGCAUUCUCGUCAGUUCUACUGCUGGACUCGUCCAAACACAAGGCCAUCAUCUGUGAGUCGGUGUUUCCACUCAGUGAUCCGAUCAAACGUGUGUUGAGAUUAGUAUUUACAGGAUACGAGCAGAUUCCACAGUCGUCACGUGAUGGCAGACAGUCACGGGACGGUCGCCACUCAAGACAUUCGAAUGAUGGUAGACAGUCACGAGAUACACACACUCGCGAAUCAGAACGGUUUUCAAGGGAAGGAGUGCAUGUUGCUCGAAAGGCAGGCUUUCUGAACUGUCCAGGAAUUGCAUUUUCGCCCACCCCGCUCUGUCUGACGCUCAGUGCACGGUCAGACGUUGCUCUUGUGAUCGAUGUGUCUUCGGUUGAGAUUACGAUAGUCCCUGUGUACGACUCUCGAGUUAUGUCCAGUCAUGUGAAAUUUCGAAAGGCUGCGCCCCUGGACCAGCUAUUUGAGCACUCUGCUGACUCACAUGAUGACGACGACGAGGUGCCUUUGCAUACUAUUAUUUAUAAGCUUGUCAAGAGUCUCGACAUUGAUCUGCAACCGCCGUUGUACGAGAACCUCCUUUUUUCUGGUCUCAAAAUUGAAGGCUUGGAAGCAAAGACAGUCGAAAAGCUUGAUGAGCUGGGAACUAAAUGUCAGGUGAUACAGCCCAUGGACCUGUGGACUGCUACCACUGUCUUUUACCAGAGCACCGGCAAUCCCGAGCGGUUGCGGCGUGUUCGGUUGAUUGGCGAUCUGGUUGUUGAUCUAGACACUGCUGCAGUGAAAGAAUGCACUCGGUUUCUCGAGUUGUGCGAAAAUGAAGAUUUCAACGGAGUCAUGUUGGAAAUGAGUGGCAAGGUGCUGAGCACACUGAGGGGAGGCAGCGGUAUUUCUGGGGGCCGUGACGGUGGUUCUAGCUCUGAAGUCGGAGCUGUUGGAUUCAGUGAGAGUGGAGAUCUUCUUUUUUCACUAGGAGAGAAACUGGAUCAUGCCUUGGGACACAUUGUGGAGGGCGCGGAGUUACUAGAGGGUCUGAACGGAGGCAGCAUCGAGAUCAUUCAUGUUCUAGAGGGCCUGGAAACUGGUGAAGAGGGUGAAGAUGCUGCGGAAGAUUCUGUAAUUGGCGAUGAUGGUACCAAGGAAGACACUGGGCUACAGGCUGGAUUGAACAUCACGAAAGCAGAUUCAGCCAAGGCAACCCAUGCAGCGCCAUCGGAAACUACCUCUCAAGCUUUGACUCUUGAAAUCAUCGGUGAUUUGCCUUUUGCUGAGAUAAAACCCUCCGAGACAGUCUUGUUUGUGUGCAAGCUCAAUCCUGUCACGGAAGCUGAGGAUCUGGAGCUCAUUUUCUCCCGGUUCGGCGAGAUCACUGGGUGUCAGAUUGUCAAGGAUCCUGUAACCGGUAGCUCGUUACAGUAUGGGUUCAUUGAGUAUACUACGCGGGAAGACUGUGAGAGAGCCUACUUGAAGAUGGAGGGUGUUCUUAUUGAUGAUCACCGGAUUCAUGUUGAUUUCAGCCAAAGUGUGAGAAAGAUGCAGCAGAGAAAACAAGGUGGAGGUGGCAGGGAGUGGCGGGAUUAUGACCCUGAAGAGAGGAGAUCUGGUAGAGAUAGCCGAUCUGAUCGUGAUUCCCGGCAUAGAAGGUCUGACGACAAAAGGUCUGUCGACAGAGGAGCAGAUAGACAGUCAGAUAGAAGGUCGCAUCGUUCGGAUCGUGACUCCAGAGACUCUCGGUCCAGUAGGACUAACAGAAGUUCCAGAUCGGAUAGAGAUUAUAGAGAGAGUCGAGACAAUAGCGACUCACAUGACUCUAGAAGAUCACACAGGGAUUCACGUGACUCACACAGAUCAGGCCGAGACAGAGACAGAGAUAGGUCUCCUGGUCGGUCCAGACGGCCUGACAGAGAUAGACGGGACAGGGAUAGAGACUACGAUCGCGACAGAGAUAGAGAUGAGCGUGACAGCCGCGAUAGACGUGAUAGACGUGAUAGACGUGAGGGGCAUGAACGGGAGUCUGACAAGCGUUCCCACCGUCCACUUCGUUCUGACAAGGACCGUUCAGAAAGACGAUCAAGACACUAA
Yarrowia lipolytica CLIB122 is the source of this 2292-nucleotide messenger RNA. The record is from RefSeq and is a predicted model, not a curated record. NCBI's taxonomy places the organism in Eukaryota, Fungi, Ascomycota, Dipodascomycetes, Dipodascales.